Molecule: messenger RNA, 1489 nt
Organism: Tribolium madens (black flour beetle)
Lineage: Eukaryota; Metazoa; Arthropoda; Insecta; Coleoptera; Tenebrionidae
Gene: exd
Product: homeobox protein extradenticle
Exons: 2
Coding region: 326-1180 (284 amino acids)
Biological process (GO): neuron development; embryonic organ development; animal organ morphogenesis
Cellular component (GO): nucleus
Molecular function (GO): DNA-binding transcription factor activity, RNA polymerase II-specific; RNA polymerase II cis-regulatory region sequence-specific DNA binding
Source: RefSeq, a predicted model, not a curated record
CAACACUAAAAAUUUAGCAAGAAUUUUGUUGUUUUAAUCUCUAAACGGCGUAAUUUGCUUUCAUUUACUACGCAAUACGUGUGUAAGUGAGAAAAAUGAACGAUUCCCGUUUUCGUAAAUUCUUCCCAACUUCCAAUCCGUGCCAAAAUUUGAAUAUCAUCCAAAGGCCAUAAAUCUCCCCCUCCUCCAAUCCCCCAUUUGCUAAGAUCCAUAAAAUUCUUCCACCGGCGCCUGCGCUUCUACUACCCAUCCCGCAAACAUCCUCCCGCUUUGUUUACGUAUGCUGUCAAGCGCGUCCAUUUCCUAGUGCUGUUUUGGUGCCCCCAUGGACGACCCCGGUAGAAUGAUGGGCCACACUGGCGGCGGCUUGAUGCCCCCUCAGCCCUACAUGAACGCGCAGGACGCCCCCACAGGGGGCGAGAACGAGCCCCGCAAGCAGGACAUCGGUGAGAUCCUCCAACAGAUCAUGAACAUCACUGACCAGAGCCUCGACGAGGCCGGCCAGCCCGACAACGCCAUCGAGCACAGCGACUACAGGGCCAAACUGGCCCAAAUCCGCCAAAUCUACCACCAGGAAUUGGAGAAAUACGAACAGGCCUGUAAUGAGUUCACCACUCACGUCAUGAAUUUGCUCAGGGAACAGUCCCGGACUCGCCCAAUUACCCCGAAGGAAAUCGAACGGAUGGUCCAAAUCAUCCACAAGAAGUUCUCCUCGAUUCAGAUGCAACUCAAACAGUCGACUUGUGAGGCAGUUAUGAUUCUCAGAUCGCGGUUUUUGGAUGCCCGAAGGAAACGUCGCAAUUUCAGCAAGCAAGCUUCGGAAAUUUUAAACGAAUAUUUUUACUCGCAUUUAUCGAAUCCGUAUCCCAGCGAAGAAGCGAAGGAGGAGUUGGCCCGAAAAUGCGGGAUUACAGUGAGCCAAGUCUCCAAUUGGUUCGGUAAUAAGCGAAUCAGAUACAAGAAAAAUAUAGGGAAGGCACAAGAAGAGGCCAAUCUGUACGCGGCGAAGAAAGCGGCCGGGGCUUCGCCUUACAGUGGCACCCCCACCCCCAUGAUGUCUCCAGCGCCUCCACAAGACUCCAUGGGGUACUCCAUGGGCUCCGCCUACGACCAGAGCUCGGCAUAUGACGCCAGUAGCUGUGGGUACGACCCAAUGCACGCACAGGAAUUAUCGCCCUAAUCAAACCUUAAUUAAUUAAGAAAUACAGUUGUAUACUAACCCAUGUAUACUGAAUUUUGUAUCGUGUACAGUGUGUUUCUGGGUUGAAAUUGCUUCAAGUCUUAUUUUUAUUAUAGUUAGGAGUACUUGCAAUAUAUUUCUAGAUUAUUUUUAGUAGGCGAAUUAAGGCGAGUUUUUCUUCAGUAUUUUUUGUAUAUUUAUCUAUUUUUAUUGAUAAGGAGCAGCUGGGUGAGGAAAACUUUGCUUUAACGCCGAGUUCUUUCGAAAUUUACAGUGCUUAAGUAUUUAAAUAAAUAAAUAACUGUAGUA